AUGAUGACACCGUCUCUCUGCACCUGCACAUGGCUGCUGUUACCCUGCUGCGUACUCGUCACCCUCUCCACCGGUGAACUCAAGUUUUAUCGAGAUGAAGUCCCCGAAACAUCGGAGAACGUGGCGCUGAGACAAUUGAUCAAGCACUUCGAGUCGCCGGGUCAUCAGUUCCGGCUUUCUUCGUUCCUGGCGAACCAAGCGCACAAGAAACAUCGGCAGUUGCAGCUGGACCGGCAGAAGGAGAAGGAGUUUCUCGAAGCUUUGGCGGAGAAGGAAAGCCUAGGCCACCGCGUCUUUCGUCAUCAAGAGGAGCCGAAAGGAUGGAAUCAUCGACAAACGCGAUACAACGAGCCGCUCAACGAGCCGCUCUACGAGCCGAUCAACGAGGAGCCGAUCAACGAGCCGAUCAACGAGGCGCCGGCGCCGCGAGAAAGGGAACAUUACCUACCUUUCUACGAACCGAACCCAUAUGACAAUCCUCCCGAGUAUCCCAGCUACAAGUUGACUUAUCUUCCUCGCGGAAGUACUAUCGGGGAGGCGAACUUGCCGGUGGUCGGAGACGAAGACGGUAACGGUGAUGGUGACGGUGACGGUGACGGUGACGGUGACGGUGACGGUGACGGUGACGGUGACGGUUACGGAUAUGGGUAUGGGUACGGGUACGGAUACGGGUACGGAUACCAGCAGAACGUAUUGUUUAACCGUCCCCCUUACGACGGACCGAUCGAUUUCGAGAAUGGGAUGAAGGAGGAGCCCCUGUUGGACUAUCAUCGCGGAAGUUACCGAAGUGGAUCGGUCAGCGAGAAUGACAGGGUACCGCAAAAGCCGCAAAUAGCUGGUCCGGAUUUCACUUUCAAAUUCGACGAAUCCAACUUGGCGGGGAGGCACCCGUUUGCUGUGAAACCGAACGAUCCUAGAUACUAUCAGGAUGCUCCUUUUUUUUCGGAAGAUGGUGAUCGUUCGAAUGUCGAGAAAACAAUGGAAAACGGGACCGAGUCGGAACGUGGGAAUGUGAAAAUAGAGAAAACUCAUAUGAUGCACGUGGAGAGCAUGAGAAAUACUGAACCCCGCCAGUUCAACGAUGAUCAAACAGUGAUCGUGUUGCCGGAGUUGGAACGGCGCACAGGAUACGAUCCCUUGGUUGUACCUGUCAAUCAUAACUUGAAUAAUGAUAUAUAUUUUAUCGCUAUUGUCGCUGGCUGCAGCGCAGCUGCCAUGUUUGCCCUUGUAUUAAUUACAUUGACCUGGUGCAGAUUGAAACGGGGCGCUAAAGCAGCAGCAGACAUAGAAUAUCCAGCAUACGGUGUGACAGGGCCAAAUAAAGAGGUAUCACCCUCAGGAGACCAAAGACUGGCUCAGUCUGCUCAAAUGUACCAUUUCCAGCAUCAAAAGCAACAAAUUAUUGCUAUGGAAAAUCGUGUUUCUGCGUCCAGAGAUCCAGGCUCUGUUUCUGAGGCGGAGAGCGAAGAGGAAAACGAAGAAGGGGACUAUACUGUUUACGAAUGCCCGGGAUUAGCAUCUACCGGUGAAAUGGAAGUGAAGAAUCCCCUGUUCCAUGACGACCCAACACCAGCAACACCAGCACCAGUGAAUAAAGAAGAGGACCACAUGUAG
Messenger RNA from Dufourea novaeangliae, 1614 nucleotides. RefSeq lists its product as uncharacterized. The transcript has 7 exons. Gene Ontology annotation, cellular component: membrane. NCBI's taxonomy places the organism in Eukaryota, Metazoa, Arthropoda, Insecta, Hymenoptera, Halictidae. The record is from RefSeq and is a predicted model, not a curated record. Bases 1 to 1614 code for a protein of 537 amino acids.